Molecule: messenger RNA, 1165 nt
Organism: Metopolophium dirhodum (rose-grain aphid)
Lineage: Eukaryota; Metazoa; Arthropoda; Insecta; Hemiptera; Aphididae
Product: omega-amidase NIT2-like
Exons: 6
Coding region: 115-981 (288 amino acids)
Biological process (GO): oxaloacetate metabolic process; L-glutamine metabolic process
Cellular component (GO): mitochondrion
Molecular function (GO): omega-amidase activity
Source: RefSeq, a predicted model, not a curated record
UCUGCAGGUGAAUCUCUUAAAAAUAUAACACAAUCGCUCAUACAUGGGUACUAUUUAAAUGCUUGCCCGCUGGUCUAAAAGUAUUAGAUCAGUCAAUCGCGUAUUGGUACUUCUAUGAAAGUGAAAAUGACUUCUCCAACUUCUUCAGAUAUUCGAGCGGCCGUAUUGCAGUUGUCCGUCACUACCGACAAAUCAGCAAACAUAGCCAUCGCCGUGAAGCGUAUACAGCAAGCCAAGUCGAAUGGUUGCACAUUAGCCGUACUACCAGAAUGUUUCACUACACCAUACGAUAAUACUUUGUUUAGAAAAUACGCUGAAAUCAUUCCUGAUGGUGAAACGUGCAAAGCCUUGUCACAAGCUGCCAAGUCAAAUAAAAUGUACGUUGUAGGUGGUUCAAUCCCAGAGUUAUGUGAUGACAAAGUCUACAACACGUGCACGGUUUGGGAUCCGAAUGGAAACCUAAUAGCCAAACAUAGAAAAGUACAUUUAUUUGAUGUAAAUAUCCCCGGUAGUACCUGCUUCAAAGAAUCUAAUGGUAUGUCUCCAGGAAAUACACUUAAUACGUUCCAAAUUGGAAAAUUAAAGGUUGGAUUGGGCAUUUGUCAUGACAUGAGAUUUUCAGAAAUGGCAGCGUUAUACCAAAAACAAGGAUGUGAUUUGUUGAUAUACCCUGGUGCUUUCUGCACGGAGCUUGGACCACCACAUUGGAGCUUAUUACUUAGAUUCCGAGCAUUGGAAAAUCAAACAUUUGUAAUUGCUGCUUCGCCGGCCAGAGACACUAAAUCUAAUUACGUAGCAUGGGGACAUUCAAUGGUUGUGGAUCCCUGGGGUAAAGUUGUAGAAGAAGCUAAUGAAAAGGAUAUGGAUUUAUAUGUAGAUCUUGAUUUUACAAUUCGGGAAAACAUUAAACGGCAAAUACCCACUGGAAAUCAAAGAAGAACCGACAUAUACGACACAAUUGAUGUGAAAAAUAAAAAAUAACACAACUUUGGUUGAUUGACUGAGACCUAAGCUAUAUAAUAUAGUCUAAAUGGAAUUUUUGGAAAUUGGAACAUGGCAAUUAUUUUAAUCAUAUAUUUUUAGAAAGUUAAUAGUUAUAGUAAGAAAAAAAAUGUAAAAAGUAAAAACUGAUUAAUCAAUUAAAUAAAAGCAAAUAUCUAUAGUA